AUGUCUAAUACAGAAAAUCUCGCGGUACUUAAAAGACAACGCGCUAUGAUCAAAGGAUCUUGCACGCAAAUAAAACAUUACGUCGAGACAAUUACUGCUAUCAAUACCUCGACAACGGCUCAACUUGAGGAACGCAAAUUAAAACUAGAACAUUAUUGGGCCGAAUACCACACGGUACAGAUGCAAAUAGAAAUUUUAGAAGAAGUCGAAGGUAACGACCGGGCUGCGUUCGAGGACGCAUUUUAUGCCGUAUCCGCUAAAAUCAAGGAGUUAUUAAGCCCUCCCACACACUUACGCACUGCCGCUGUUUCGCCGGCAAUGCUUUCGGAAAUCUCGGACGCAACUUCCCGCGUGCGCUUACCUAAGUUAAAUUUACCGACAUUUUCUGGGAAAUAUGACGAGUGGUUCCCGUUCUUCGAUACAUUCACGUCGGUCAUACAUACGAACGCGUCUCUCAGUUGCAUACAAAAGUUUCAAUAUUUAAAGGCCUCUCUCACAGGCGAUGCGAGCAACGUAAUUAAUUCUCUAGAGAUUUCGGACGCGAAUUACAAUGCAGCGUGGAAUCUUCUUAAAGAGCGAUACGAUAAUAAACGGGUAAUCGUGCAAAAUCAUAUCAAGGCCAUUAUAGAAUUACCUUCCAUGACAAAGGAAAAUUAUACCGAGUUAAGGCAAAUCGCGGAUGGCGCGACAAAGCACAUACACGCGUUGCAAGCUCUAAAGCGACCCACUGCGUAUUGGGACGAUAUUUUAAUACACGUGCUAUGUUUGAAAUUCGAUCCCCUCACACUACGCGAGUGGCAAUCUUCGCUUACGGGUAACGAAUUACCAACGUCAAAACAAUUUUUCGAUUUUAUCACACGACAGUGUCAAAUGCUCGAAGUCACAAACAAAUCUAGUAACGUCGCGAACGUCAAGGACGGCGCUGCCAAGGCACACGCCAAGCGUCAAACAGCAUGCGCAGCUACCGUCAAGUCAAAAUGCAACUACUGUCGAGGGGAGCAUUCCAUUUAUUACUGUAAAAAUUUUCUGGCACUUCAGGUUCCUCAAAGGAUUGCGGAAAUUCGUUCUCGCAAAAUUUGCCUCAAUUGUCUGCGUUCCAACACGUACAUUGCUAACAAAUGCACUUCAGGAGGUUGCAAGGUCUGCCAAGCCAAGCAUAACACGCUUCUUCACAUGACGACCGUCUCGCAGCAAGCGCCUAAUUCCUCUAGCUCUUCAGAAAAGGGCAACUCCAACUCCGCAGAAUCCUCUGCCGUAGUAGCGACACACGUCGCAGGGGGAGGUGGUAACGUCAUAUUAUCAACAGCCAUGGUGCACGCGCGCGAUCAUCAGGGCGUGCUUUGA
Molecule: messenger RNA, 1344 nt
Organism: Nylanderia fulva
Lineage: Eukaryota; Metazoa; Arthropoda; Insecta; Hymenoptera; Formicidae
Source: RefSeq, a predicted model, not a curated record